This is a messenger RNA of Funneliformis caledonium, 510 nucleotides long. The record is from the annotation of a GenBank genome assembly. Lineage: Eukaryota; Fungi; Glomeromycota; Glomeromycetes; Glomerales; Glomeraceae.
AUGAAACCGCAAACUAUUAUUCAAGAAUUAUCCACUGUUUCAAUUCCAGAUGAACAUCAAUCAACGCACCUUCCAAAAAUUCCAAUAUGGAAGAAGUAUCUAAUCAAUUCCAUAAAUUGCCUUGAUGGCACAUGGACUAAACGAUUUCUACAAGAGGCUAAAGAGUUGGAUCUAGACUCAAAUAGUAUUAUAGAAAAGGUAGUACCUGAGCUUGAAGCAUCAGUGAUUUCUGGUCCCACAAUUGCGACCUGCUUUAUUAUGUUUCAGUUUGGUUUGUUGAGAUGUUGGAAUGACGAAAUACAUAUUCUAAUUAUCUACUCUAUUCUAACCAAGGCCGAUGUACUUUUAACUGCUAAACAGAUAAAUAAACACUCAAAUGGUGGUGACAAUGCAAGGGUAGUGGAUUCAGUUCAAACUACACCAGAAAAGCUAACAAAAGUCAAUCUAGAAAGGAAAGAACAACCUAAAUCACCGACUCCUUCUAAUGGUGAAACUUAUCUUCUUGCAUAG